UGAUGGCCGGUGCUGGAUGCCAGGCCCGCUCCUGGGGGCGGGCCGCCAGGAGGCUGCCAGCUCCUCAGUGCCAAGCCCCCUGGGACACAGGGUGCCUGCCCUCUCCCUCCCGGCCGCCCCUCCCAGCGCCUGAAGGCCGGACGGCCCCUCCUUACAGGCAGCGCCGUGGCCAGAGGGUCCGCUCCUGCCAGGGAAGACUCGCCCGGGACAGACAGAAUGCAGAGCCCUCCUUGCCCCUGAGGGGCACCGGGCCCCACGGUCACCAUGGAGACAGGAGCCGGCUACCCCUGGAAACCCGAGUCCGAGACCCCAGGAGGCGUCCCUGCCCCGGCAGGAGGGGCCUGACUGCAUACCAGGUCCGGGGGCUGGGACAACAGGCUGCAAGAAGGUCCCACCGACCGGUGGGGGCGGCAUCUUCCCAGAGGUGCCCCCGCCGCGGUGCCCCCGCCCCUGCGGCCCACAGCCACGCCCACUGCUCCGUCCAGCGCCGGGGGCGGCGCCCUCGGGCCCAGGUCAGCACCAGGAGAGGCAAGCGGUCAAGGGUCGCAGGGGUCUGGCGGAGCCGCGUCCGGGGACCAGGCUGGGCCCAUGAGAGACCAAUGGGGAGCAGCCACGGGGACAGGCUCCUGUGUCAGCUGAGCCCGCCGGACCGCGAUGCAGACCCCCUGGAGGACACUGUCGCUGGCAAGCCCCGGGCCGCCCUCCUGGAGAGGCACCUGCUGGCGGGGGAGCAGCCACCGCCCAGCACGGGCUGCGGCCCUUUCUUCUACAUCGGAGGCACCAACGGGGCCUCAAUAAUCAGCUCCUACUGCAAGGGCAAGGGCUGGCAGCGCAUCCAGGACAGCCGGCGGGGCGACUACAGGCUCAAGUGGUGUGAGGUCAAGUGUCGGGACAGCUACGGCAGCUUCCGGGAAGGUGAGCAGCUGCUGUACCAGAUCCCCAACAACAGACUGCUCACCACCAAGAUCGGGCUCCUCAGCACCCUCAGGGAGCACUCCCGGGUCGUCAGCAAGACGUCGCCGAGCGCACAGGCCAAAUCUGGAAAGGACCCAGCACUCGACCUGGAGGAGCCCCCGUGGACGAGCCCGGGAUGCCUUGGGCCGCAGGGGUUCCUGAAAAUGGAAGAGUUUUUCCCAGAGACCUACCGCCUGGACAUCAAGGAGGAAAGAGAGGCUUUCUUCACGCUCUUUGACGAGACCCAGACGUGGAUCUGCAAGCCCACCGCCUCCAACCAGGGCAAAGGCAUCUUUCUGCUCAGGAACCAGGAGGAAGUCGCCGCCCUCCAGGCCAAGAUCCAGAGCAUCGAGGAAGACCCCAGCCACCGCAAGAUGCCAUUCCGGGCGCCUCAGGCUCGCAUCGUGCAGAGGUACAUCCAGAACCCCCUGCUGCUGGACGGGAAGAAGUUCGACGUGCGUGCCUACCUGCUCGUCGCCUGCGCCGUGCCGUACAUGGUCUUCUUCGGCCACGGCUACGCACGCCUCACCCUCAACCCUUACGACCCCUGUUCCCAAGACCUGAGCGGCCACCUGACCAACCAGUUCAUGCAGAAGAAGAGCCCGCUGUACGUGCUGCUGAAGGAGGACACGGUGUGGAGCAUGGAGCAGCUCAACCGCUACAUCAACAGCAAGUUCAGGGAGCCCAGGGGCCUGCCCAGCGACUGGGUCUUCACCACCUUCACGAAGCGGAUGCAGCAGAUCAUGGCCCACUGCUUCCUGGCCGUCAAGUCCAAGCUCGAGUGCAAGCUGGGCUACUUCGACCUCAUCGGCUGUGACUUUUUGAUUGACGACAACUUCAAGGUGUGGCUGCUGGAGAUGAACUCCAACCCCGCCCUGCACACCAACUGCGAAGUCCUGAAGGAGGUGGUGCCCCGCGUGGUCGUGGAGACACUGGACCUGGCGCUGGAGACCUUCCAGAAGAGCCUGCGCGGCCAGAAGAUGUUGCCGCUGCUGUCGCAGCGCCGCUUCGUGCUCUUGCUCAACGGCGAGACCGACGUGUGGCCGCGCCCGGGGAGCUCCCGCUACGUCCCCCGACCGCCGCCCCGGAUGGCCUGUGAGGCCGCGUCCGCCGCGCCCCAGACCCGCGCGGCAGACCAGCCGGGCGCGCGCAGGCCCAGGCCACCCCGCUCCGCGCAGGGGCACCCGCGGCCUCACUCCCCCGGCCCCGACGGCGCCCCGGACAGCGAACGGCCGAGAGCAGAUAGCACGGAGGCGGCGCGGGAGUCCUCCCCGGGAUCGGCCGGGGAGGACCGCGAGGGGCGCAGGAGCGAGGACCACCGCGGCUCCUAGCGGCCCUCCCCCGCGCCCCCCCAGGACUUAUAAAGGCUACUUUGUUACAAGCGCCUCCUCCGAAGCGGGUCCGCACGGCCCAGGGGGGCGCACCUUUGGGGAUUUCCCAGC
Molecule: messenger RNA, 2396 nt
Organism: Phyllostomus discolor (pale spear-nosed bat)
Lineage: Eukaryota; Metazoa; Chordata; Mammalia; Chiroptera; Phyllostomidae
Gene: TTLL10
Product: tubulin tyrosine ligase like 10
Exons: 13
Coding region: 3-2285 (760 amino acids)
Biological process (GO): protein modification process
Source: RefSeq, a predicted model, not a curated record